Molecule: messenger RNA, 1449 nt
Organism: Megalobrama amblycephala (Wuchang bream)
Lineage: Eukaryota; Metazoa; Chordata; Actinopteri; Cypriniformes; Xenocyprididae
Product: olfactory receptor-like protein OLF3
Exons: 1
Coding region: 310-1251 (313 amino acids)
Biological process (GO): G protein-coupled receptor signaling pathway
Cellular component (GO): membrane
Molecular function (GO): G protein-coupled receptor activity; olfactory receptor activity
Source: RefSeq, a predicted model, not a curated record
AUGUGUGUUUUUAAGCAAGUGACAGACCGACAAGAAAAGCAAAUCUGAAGAGAAGCUAUACUCCUUUGUGUGGUUGAAAGUAAAGAAAAGAAAUGAUGGUGAACAUUAGCCUAUUUAUUAGAUGCCAAGUAAUUAGUUCAAGAGAAUAUGUCAGAAAAUGAAUGACUUAUGAUUUAUUUAUUUAUUUAUUUAUUUAUUUGAAGAUUUGGUUGACUACUAACAUUGUUUUAUUAUUAUUAUUAUUAUUAUUAUUAUUAUUAUUAUUAUUAUUAUUAUAAUCAUUAUUAUUGUAAAGAUUUGCAAAGGACCAUGUCCUCUCAAAAUCUUUCAAUAAAAAACAUUUCUGAGUUUGUAAUUUCAGGAUUUGACACUGUAGAGCACAAACUGCCAACUGGAGUUGUUUUACUGGUGGUCUAUGUACUUGCAAUGCUUGCUAACACUGCAAACAUAUGUUUUGUUGCCAUAGACAAGCGUUUGCACCAGCCCAUGUACAUUUUCCUAUGCAAUUUGUCUUUAGUGGACAUGUUGUAUAGCAGCAGUACCUAUCCAAGUAUGAUCAGCAACCUUAUUGUUGGUUAUAAAACCAUAUCUUAUAUCCCUUGUGUUCUUCAGAUGUGUGGUUUUCAUUUAGGUGUAGUAAUGGAGAUGUUUGCUAUCGCUGUAAUGGCACUGGAUCGUUUGAUUGCCAUAAGCAAUCCUUUACGUUACCACUCCAUUUUAAACACCACCCGUACUGUUGUAAUUUCUGUUUUGCUGUGGAUGGUGGCUAGUGCUAUUUUGACCGUCAUCCCAGCUACUGUUCUUCCUCUGCCCUUCUGCUCUUCCACUAUCCAGUAUAUUUUUUGUGAGUAUGCUUCUCUUGUGAGGGCCACCUGUGUGAAUCCAAAUCCUUAUUUUAAUAUGAUAUCCACUGUGACUUUUGUACUGUUGUUUGGGACAUUCGCCUUCAUCUGCCUGUCCUAUUUAAGGAUAGUGAUCACUGUUAUGAGAAUGACUUCAAAGGCCGACAAGAAGAAAAUGUUUCAUACGUGCUUUACUCACUUGAUAGUGAUAGUUUGUUUUUAUGCUCCGAUGUUCGUACGAAUAGUCUUGACCCGGAUUGGUGUGGUUUUAACAUUAGGGGAACGUAAUGGACUACUGCUAAUGUCCAUCAUCUGCCCUUCUCUAGUAAAUCCUUUCAUAUACUGUUUCAGAACCAAAGAAAUCAGAAACAAAAUUUUUAGAAUUGUGUCAAAAGUUGCACCUGAAUAACUUGAUGAAGCACAGACAGUUUGUGAUCAGUGGAUGAUUUGUUCCUAGAUGUUUCUUACUGUGAUUUGAUAUGUAAGCAGUUUAUUGUGCCAUUUAAAAUGUUGGGGUCAGUAAGAACUUUUAAUGUUUUUAAAAGAAAGCUAUUUGAUAAACAAAUACAGUAAAAACAGAAAUAUUUUGAAAUGUUACAAUUUAAAA